Messenger RNA from Schistocerca gregaria, 833 nucleotides. RefSeq names its product putative inorganic phosphate cotransporter. The coding region runs from base 15 to 833 and encodes 272 amino acids. Lineage: Eukaryota; Metazoa; Arthropoda; Insecta; Orthoptera; Acrididae. Gene Ontology annotation, molecular function: transmembrane transporter activity. Gene Ontology annotation, biological process: transmembrane transport; monoatomic anion transport. The record is from RefSeq and is a predicted model, not a curated record. The transcript has 6 exons.
AGCAGUUUCUCACCAUGUCUGCCAGCAUGUCAUCCCCUUCUGCUCGCUGCAGAACAUUUACUCUGUUCCCACUUCGCGCUGCCAUAGCAUUUAUGGGUAUACUGGCAAUCCUGAGCCAGUACAUAUUAAAGGUGACCCUGUCGGUGGCUAUUGGAGGAAUGGUCAAACCCAUACCUCAGGAAAACACUGUGGAUGAAACUUGUCCCCUGCCAGGCUCUGCAAACACAAGCUCGUCAAACAAUGAGGGAGGAGAAUUUGAGUGGGAUGAGGAGAUGCAAGGCUACAUACUGUCCUCCUACUACUACGGGUACGCAGGAGUGAACAUAGUGGCAGGUUACCUGGCUGCCCGGUACAGCGCCCGCUGGGUUUUCACCCUAGGACUGCUCGCUGCAGGUAUUUUCACGGUCUUGGGUCCCGUCUGCGCCAGUGCGAGCCCGGUGGUUUUCAUGAUAACACGAAUACUCGUUGGAACAUUUUCAGGUGUUAUUGUACCAUCAAUGCACGUUCUAAUUGGGAAAUGGUUCCCCGAAAACGAGCGACAAAGGCUAGGAGGACCUAUUUUCUCAGCGUCAUACCUGGGCACUGUGAUAUCAAUGGCAUUGUCUGGAACCAUUGUGAAGAACCUGGGCUGGUACUCUGUAUUCUACAUUUUCGGCGGCAUCGCAAUAGCUCUAGUGAUUCCAUGUUUGUACUUUGUCUACGAUGAGCCUGAGUCGCACCCUAGGAUCACAGAGAAAGAAAAGGACUUUCUUUUGACUCACACUGGUAGAGAGCUGACAGAAAGCAAAGAGAAGAAGGAGCUUGAAAAGGAGCGGAAAAGCCUCAUGCACUGA